Molecule: messenger RNA, 872 nt
Organism: Juglans regia (Persian walnut)
Lineage: Eukaryota; Viridiplantae; Streptophyta; Magnoliopsida; Fagales; Juglandaceae
Exons: 5
Coding region: 73-642 (189 amino acids)
Biological process (GO): box C/D snoRNP assembly
Molecular function (GO): box C/D methylation guide snoRNP complex binding
Source: RefSeq, a predicted model, not a curated record
CUUUUCACCUUAAAAUUUCUCGCGAGUAUCUCUUUCUCUAUCGUUUUCCUCGUCUCCAACUGUAAAAAACAGAUGGGGCGGACAAGCAAAGACCUUCUGCACUUGGAGCGCAAGAACCCCUCCACCACACCAUUGGAGUCCACACUUCUUGUUUGCAAGAAAAACUCGCUCGCUCAAACCCAGGAACUCCUCCCUGAUGGAAAGCCCAUCACCGCCCCUCCUCCCAAAAGCCAAGUGUUGGGAAAAAUUAAAGACUUCCUAGGAGCGAUAUCAGAAGCAAAUGAAAGGCUUCAGCUUGGUGCAAAGGACAAUUCUGAGAACUAUGAUAUUGAAGUGCUCACUGGAAAUGAAUCUGCAGUUAUUGAAAUGGAUUUGAUGCUUGGUGUUGCUGAUCUUCAUACCUCAGAGGCUGUUGCUGCUGCUGAAUCUGCAAUUGCUGGUUUUCAGCCUGUGAUUCCAUUAGCUUGUAGCACUAGUGGAACGGAUUCAGAGGAUAGCAGUGAUGAUGAUAGUGAUGAUGGUAAUGGUGAAACAUGCUCUCCGGUGACACUCAAAACAUCAAAGUCUGGCCAUGAUAAUUGUUCAAGUGAAGACAACGUCAUUCGAUCAAAAAAACGACCAAAGAUUGUUGUGCUUCCUUGAGAACUUUCUGAUGAAAGAGGUUCCAAUCCAGAAUAAUUGUUGUGAAACUUGGUUGAAUGAAAUAUAUAAUGAACUGUCAAAUUAUCAUUACGGUUGCAACAGGAAUCCAAGAGUUUUAAGAGAAUGCAUCUGGUAAAAAAAGGGCACCAUGGGUUAUAUUUGGUAGUUGUCAUUGAUUAUGCGUUGUUGUUUAAUUUGCUCCUGUAUACAGUUAUGUUUAGGUUGCUGCA